Saxophila tyrrhenica is the source of this 765-nucleotide messenger RNA. RefSeq lists its product as uncharacterized. Gene Ontology annotation, molecular function: opioid growth factor receptor activity. The coding region runs from base 1 to 765 and encodes 254 amino acids. Lineage: Eukaryota; Fungi; Ascomycota; Dothideomycetes; Mycosphaerellales; Extremaceae. Gene Ontology annotation, cellular component: membrane. The record is from RefSeq and is a predicted model, not a curated record. The transcript is spliced from 2 exons.
AUGGCCCCCCAAAGCUUCAUCAUCAACUUCUACUCCACGGACAAUGAGUGCGACCACAAAGGCCGCACCUUCAACGACAUCCUCCGCUUCAACAACCAAGCCCUUGAGCACGAACACGACUACAUCCAGGUCCUCUUCCCUCUACCAGAGCGCUCUCCCAUCAACCCCACCGCCCCAGUCAUCACCCCAGAAGUCCGCGCCGCCUUUCUCGAUCACUCCGGUCUUCGAGAGCGCCUGGUCCUCGCUUUGGAGCGGAUGCUUCAGUUCUACGGCUUUGGUCUCAAUCCCAGCUACUCGAAAUUGGAGAUCGCCAACUUCACCGCCACCUCUGAUAUAGGUCCGCGUGCGAGGGAGGAUGCGCUGAUCGGACGCAGCCCAAACUUCGAACGUCGGGCGCCUAUUACGUGGUUGAAGUCGAUGGACCACAACCACUUGCGCUUGACACGGAUCAUUCGGUGUUUGAGGGUGUUGGGGCUGGAUGUGCUGGCGUGGGCGCUGUAUCAGGCUUUGAUGGGCCAUGAUCGAAUUGAGAAUGUCUCGGAUCGGACGAGGAGAGUGUUGUGGUUGGAACCUUCGGAGGGUGAUGAUGGGAAGGGAGUGAAGUGGUUGAGGGAGGAGUUGAUGGAGGAUGUGAAACAGGAGGUGUGGAUGAAGGAGGAAUAUGUGCAGGCGCAGCCGUCGUCCGAGGAGGGAUCGGAUGAGGAAGAGAGCGAGGAUUCGGAGAAGGUGAAAGAUGAAGUGAAGGUGAAGCGUGAAGGCGACUGA